ACCCUGCUUCUAGAACCCCAAGCCUAUGCUGUACUCAGACCCCCACCUCAGCCCACAGCUGGGGACCGAGGGACCAAGCAGUCGGGCAAUUAAGGAAAAGGAAGUUGAGGUCACCCUGCAGUUACUCUGGACUCUGACCCACUGAUGUUCCCCCUGGACAGGCUGGAGGCCUUGGCCAUGGGUAGUGGGGGCUGCAGGAGCCGGACUGCGUGCCUGCAGCAAUGAGGACAAGUCUCCAUGUGGCUCUGAGUCCAAGCCAUGUGUCCAGCCUUUUGACCCUGGGGCUGCAGCCUUGACCACCAACAGCAGCAGUGGAUCCUGGAGACCUGAGCACCUGGAGUUCUUCUCCACCAUGGGGGAUGAGCAGGAGGAAGCUGGUCCUGGGCAGCUCGGGGAAAGCACAGAGGACCUCAGCCUGGACUGGGGGGCCCUUCAGGGCAGCCAGUAUCUCCAGGACCUGGGCCUUGAGGCCCCUGCCCACCGCCAGCCUGGAGCGGCCAGGGACAGUGACCCCCCAAGCGAAGCAGCAGGAAGCGGUUCAUCCUGCUCCAGUUCAGCUGGACCCCAGGGCCUGCCUCGGAGAUGCAGCUGGGCGAGGUCCCGCAGCUGCUCUGACGGCUGGCAGAGGUUCAGCCUCGACUCCUCCGCUGUGAGUGAGGGGCCGUGUCUCCCUCGGGCGCUGGCGACCCUUGCCCUGAACCUUCCUGGGGAGAGUCUGCAGGCCUGGACUAAAGAGUGUCUCUCUGGGGGCAGGACCCCAGCGGAGCACCCAGGCAAGGAAGGUGACGGCCUGGAGGAGAGAGUGAGGUCCCAGUCGGUUCCCGUGACCUUGGAUGAGGUCAGCGCCCUGGAAAGCUCUCGGGCUUUGGAGGUGCCCACUCACGCUGCCCAAGGCCUGGAGCCACCGGUGCUGGAGGGUCUGGGAAAGGACCACGUGGAACCGGAUCAUGUGCUGAUGGUCCAGCAGGUACUGCAGGAACUUCGACAGUACCAUGGGGCUCAGCAGAGGGCUCACUUGUCCGUCAGCCCCAGAGAAGGCCCCUCAAACCUCACCUGGUUUGAGUUCCUGUCCGAGAGCGAGGAUGGAGCCAGCAAGAUGGAGAGGAGUGACAGGGGCACCAUCAGGGCCAAGUGCAGACUCAGCUCCCUGCGCAGUCGAGUCAGCAGGCACAAGGACAAGGGGAAAAGCCCCGUCCAGCUGAAGGACAAGGAUCAGGAUGCUCGAGAGAGAAAGGAAUGUGUCACUGGCCACCAGCUGCCGCGAGGAGCCGUCUCUGGCCACUCCCACUGCCCCCUGUGCAGCAAGCCCUUUCUCAGCUCUGGUAAGUAGGUGGCCCAGCCUGUCCCCUUGGAUGGUGGCCACUUUCUCUACUUUUCUAAUCGCGCUUGUGGCCGCCUUCGCUCUUUGCACUCUUGU
Myotis daubentonii (Daubenton's bat) is the source of this 1417-nucleotide messenger RNA. Its product is annotated as rho guanine nucleotide exchange factor 18-like. NCBI's taxonomy places the organism in Eukaryota, Metazoa, Chordata, Mammalia, Chiroptera, Vespertilionidae. The record is from RefSeq and is a predicted model, not a curated record.